Molecule: messenger RNA, 512 nt
Organism: Aspergillus wentii DTO 134E9
Lineage: Eukaryota; Fungi; Ascomycota; Eurotiomycetes; Eurotiales; Aspergillaceae
Exons: 1
Coding region: 135-461 (108 amino acids)
Source: RefSeq, a predicted model, not a curated record
UUUUAUCUGGCAAGGUCAGUGCUAAUUGUUUAUAGUGUUUUGAUUAUCUGAAGGGUGGUCAUAAAAUCCAGCUGAUAUUGACUGAAACUAAUGCCAUUGUGCAUAUAUUGACCAGCUUCUAUGGGAGUGCAGUGAUGAAUAUUAUCACCCCAGACACAGCAUAUUGUCUGUACCCAAAGAGGACACUUCUCCAAAGGCAGAUGCAGAUUAUAGCACGCGUCAAUCUAACUCCAUCAGAACAGAUUGCUGUGCAAAAAUAUGAAGCGCGUGGUUGGAAAAGGGUCAUGUGGUCUGAUCGGCAGAGAGACGCUGAGUUGGUAAAUAUCAGGUAUGUUGGCGACCAAUUUACCUGGACGGUCAGUCUUCCGGGACUCGAUGGUGAUGGUUCAAAGAAAACGCGAUGCAAAGAGGAAACAAAGAUUGGCUUUGUCGCUGAGUUUGAUAGAGUUUUUCUACUGUAAUCAUGAACAACAAUUGAUAUCUUCUUUGUCCAUCUCAACGGGAUUAAAUUA